Colias croceus (clouded yellow) is the source of this 5228-nucleotide messenger RNA. RefSeq names its product A disintegrin and metalloproteinase with thrombospondin motifs 7 (gene AdamTS-B). Gene Ontology annotation, cellular component: extracellular matrix. Lineage: Eukaryota; Metazoa; Arthropoda; Insecta; Lepidoptera; Pieridae. The record is from RefSeq and is a predicted model, not a curated record. Gene Ontology annotation, biological process: proteolysis; extracellular matrix organization. Gene Ontology annotation, molecular function: metalloendopeptidase activity. The coding region runs from base 600 to 3977 and encodes 1125 amino acids. The transcript is spliced from 19 exons.
UGGCCGGCGAGACUCAGUGGUCCGUAAGUCGCCGCGCCGCGCACUCUGCUCUGCGAGUCGCUACUCUACCCCGUCGCACUCGAUCUCGCUCCGAACGCACUUACGAUUUAUUUAAAGCUGCACACCGCAACACCCCAGAAUUUGAUUUAUUCGAAAAUCGAAACGAACUUACUUAUUUAAUUUUAAAAUUUCCUCAGUCACUAAGGAAUCGAAUUUCAUAUUAUCAAACACGUGUUUAUAUAUAGUUUGCGCGAACAGAACGCGGUAUCGUCUGAUCCACGUUUUUCACUGCGAGUGGAUAAAUUAGCAGCCGGAUCGUCGCGUGAAUUUCACUUUUUAGCGUCAACAUCAAACAUCGUCUCAUCAUGUCUGCUGGAUCAUGUAUGGCAAAAAACUGGAUGUAUAAAUCAAGUAUUUUCAAAUAAUGAACAUACAUACGAGUUUUCAAACAAGAAAACAAUUAUUGCGAUAUAAGAGAGGAAUAUAAACCACACCGCUUCUCGUUUAGUUAAAGAUUAACGUAGACAGGCGAGAAAUAUCGAAUCGAUAUUAUGCCCAAUUCGUAGCAUUUUGAAAAAUUCUGCAGGCAGCAUUAGUACAUGAAGAUGCGUGCUAUUGGCUGCCGAGGGCUUGGAAAAAUGGAUGUACGACGAUCACUUUUCAAAUUACUCCUGUUUCAAAUUAUUAUGGUGGUUCGCUGUACAGCAAAAAAUAUACCUGAUAUACCAAGAGUUGAAAUAGUAAGCGACGUAGAAGAUAUUAUCCAGGACAGCAUAAGAAACCUUAUACACACUGGUAUCUACUCACACAAACACCUGGAUGCAUCUAAAGCAGAAGUAGUGACUCCUGUGAAAGUGACCAGGACCGGGCAGCACGUUUCCUAUGUGCUGGAUCACGUACACGAGCACGGCCAUGCACGCGCCAGACGAGACCUUUACUCCACUGAACAUCGCCUACCCCACACUGUACAUUACAACCUGACUGUCGGCGGUCGAGAACUAAGGCUGGACCUUAGGCCUUCAGUAUCAUUUAUCACACCAGCGAUGAUCGUGGAGAGACAAAGAGCGGACCAACGCACGCGGUCCCGACCGCAGGAAGCCGCUACCUCAUGCCAUUACACCGGCACUGUCAGGGGACAACCUUCCUCCAAGAUCGCUAUCUCCGCCUGCGAUGGACUUGCAGGUCACUUACGGACUGAAUAUGGAGAAUAUUGGAUCGAGCCGUCUAAUCAAAUACCCACCGAUAGUUCUAAAGGACGGCCACAUAUUAUAUUCAGGAGGUCAGCGGUAGAUAAACUUGAAGCAUUUCAUAGAAAGAAAAGAGAAAUUAAAAAAUCUCAUCCAAAUCAUAAUGAUAAUCUUAAUAUUAGACCACAUCGAAACGAAAACCAAAAAAAUAUGAAAUAUACUGACUCGAGGCGAAGCCAUAAAGAUGCUAUGGAUCCUCGACGACGGGCAUAUUUAGAAGAGAAAAGGAGGCGAUUAGAAGCACUGCGACGAGAUCCUGUAGCUUUCAGAAGACAACAAGCAGUAAGAGCUGAACAGAGACGAGUUCAAUCAGCUUCAAGAAGCAUAUCACUUGAAAACAGUAACUCUAUUGAAUUUUCUAGAAACAGAACUUUCAACAAAAAUAAAUUUGAACAUAGACCUCGAAGAAUACAGACGCGCCGACGAAGACGAAGAAGGUCGAAAAAUUGCGCCACGAAACAACCUCCUUAUCAAUGGAAAAUUAAGAACUUAAAAAAUAAACAGAUCGAAGAAUACCAAAAAUCUCGAUAUAACAAGAAGUAUCACCGAUCCCAUCACUCAAACGGCCGUUGGGAUAUAGAGGCCACGAGGCGGUCCACCCGCUCCGUGAGCAAGCCGCGCCACGUUGAGGUUCUUCUAGUCGCCGACAAGUCUAUGACAGAUUUUCACAGUCAAGGCAAUUUGGAGAUUUAUCUUCUUACUAUCAUGAAUAUGGUAUCAUCUCUUUAUAUGGACCCAACAAUCGGCAACUACAUUAAAGUAGUAGUGGUUAAAAUAAUUGUCAUUGAAGAAUUACAAGCGGCUCCCGAUUUGGAAGUGACAACGAACGCAGAUUCCACCUUAAGUUCGUUCUGUCGCUGGCAAAAGCAGCAGAAUACCAACGAUGACAAUAAUCCCCACCAUCACGACGUGGCUAUUCUAGUCACCAGGCAAGACAUAUGCAGCCAGCACGACUCUCCUUGUAGCACUCUAGGUAUGGCGCACGUGGCCGGCAUGUGCAAGCCGGACCGCAGUUGUUCUGUCAACGAAGACAACGGCAUUGCGCUGGCGCACACCAUCACACAUGAGUUGGGACAUAAUUUCGGACUUUAUCAUGACACAGCAAAGAUAGGAUGCCACCGGCGCGAAGGUUCCACGCUGCACAUCAUGACGCCUAUGUUUGAAGCCGAUUCAGUUCAAGUCGCUUGGUCAAGAUGCAGCAAACGAGAUGUCACCAACUUUUUAGAUGCCGGAUUAGGAGAAUGUUUAAGUGACAGGCCAUCACAACAGGAGCCAUACGUGUACCCAGAGGUGCCGGCGGGAGUCAUGUUCGACGAGGACUCUCAGUGCCACCUGCAAUUUGGCGCGGAAGCCAUUUCGUGCACUAAUAAAGACGAACUUUGCCAACAUCUGUGGUGCUUUGUUAACAACACAUGCACGUCCAUACUGAGACCGGCGGCGCCUGGUACCGCUUGCGGAGAGAACAUGUGGUGUCAAAAUCAGAAGUGCGUGCCAAAAGAGCCAUCACCCGCGCCACUGGACGGAGGCUGGGGGCCUUGGAGCGAAUGGAGCGAGUGCUCGCGGACCUGCGGCGCCGGCGUCUCCACUCAGUACCGGGAGUGCAACAAUCCCAAACCCGGGAACAAUGGGAAAUACUGCAUUGGGGAUAGAAGCCGGCAUAAGGUGUGCAACACGGAUCCGUGCCCUAUCAACGAACCGACGUUUAGGGAAGUGCAGUGCCAGAGGUAUAGCAAAGUCACAUUCAACAAUGAAACAAUCUCGGAUUGGAUACCUUAUAUUGACCAAGAUAAACCAUGUGACCUUCGAUGCGUUCCCGGCAACGGGGCGGAUGUGGAAAUGGCGGGCGGCUUCGUUAUUGAUGGCACUCCUUGUAGGCAAGAGAUUGGCUCCAGAGAUAUGUGUAUAUCUGGUGUUUGCUACAAAGUGGGUUGCGACUGGAUAGUAGAAUCGAACGUGGAGGAGGACGCGUGCGGCGUGUGCGGCGGCGACGGAUCCGCAUGCAAGACCGUGCAGGGCAUCUACAGUAAGGACACCACGCGCCGCGAGGGAUUCAGCGAGGUUGCCGUUAUUCCGGCCGGUUCGAGAAAUGUGAAAAUUCAAGAAAAAGUUAAUCCUGGCAACUAUAUUACAAUCGGGAGUGCAAAAUCAAGGAAAAUAUACUUAAACGGCGCUAUCAAUACUACCUCAUUAACAGAAUACUUUGUUGCGGGAACCCCGGCAAUUUACGAAAAGAAUCGUGACUGGGAAAAAGUUCGAAUUAGUGGACCGCUUGCUGAAGAUAUUAAAGUUUAUCAACGCAUAAUAAGCGGCGAGCGGCGUAACCCGGGCGUGACUUAUCAGUACACAGUAGACCAGCCCAAGAAGCGCUUCCAGUACCGUUUGUCCGAGUGGUCCGCUUGCUCCGCGUCCUGUGGCGCCGGCUUCAUGUACCGCCACUACCAGUGCAUUGAUGAACAUAACCGGCAAGUGGAUCUUUCGCAGUGCUACAACAUGGAGACGCCGCGGCACGUGACGACGGUGCAGCAGUGCUGGCAGCCCGCCUGCACGCACUGGUGGGUCGGCCCCUGGAAGCCCUGCCAGCCCUGCCACAUGCCCGGACAAGAAGCUACAAAGCAAAGAAAUGUACAUUGCGUCAAUAAAGUAUCAAAUUCCGUUGUACACGAUUCCGAAUGCGAUAUGACGACAAAACCGAUCAGCUCUAUCAGAUGUGCCGAUGUACCGGCAUGUUAAACUAAGCAGAGGAGAGAUGUGAUAAUACCAUCUCUUACCCUCAGAUUCUACACACUUAAGAGAGAGAAAAGUAUUUUGAAAUACGUAAACGAUAACGAGAUAAACUAAGGAGGAAUUCUAUGAAUAUCGACAGUGAAGACGAAAUACCUAUAAUUUCUUUGAACAGACGAAAAACAAUAACGAACAAAAGAAUUUUCGUCAAAAAGUGAAAGUGAAACUGAACUUUGUGCAAAAACAUUGUGAAAGAACAGAAUGUGAAUGAAGAAUGACUGUCUUGGUAAUUGUUGUUUCGUGUUAUUGCAUACCUAUGUAACCCAUCGAAUAGGCAUAUUCAUUUACGCGUAAGUAUUCGAGUAGGACCACUCUGUGGGGGCGUGCGAAUCUCGCAGUAAAAGUACAUUAAACAAUGCUCUACAAUUACCACUUACUGCCAUAUUAUUUAAGUAAUGUCUAGUUUUAACAUAGCCUUUCUAGUUGUAACGACUAAUAUAUUAUAUAUAACAGUAUUAAAAUGAUGUACGUAUUUCUUUAAUCCAACCGACGUGACGUGAAAUCGUUUGUAGAGACUAUGAAAAUUUUGGACCAAAAAUAUCUUAGAAUUGAAAUUCACGUUGCCAUAAUCACGGUUACUGCCACUAUGACACUCGUAUCGAUAAGUAAAUUGUAAGUUAAUUAACCCUAGCUGUACUAGAUCACCGAGGGAUUCAUAUUUUUAUACAGAUGAGUUUAUUAUAGCAAUUUGUAUUUAUAGUAUUUUAUUGCUAGUCAUACUUCAAGACGCUGACUCUUUGACUGUAACAAAACUAACUAAUAGAUUUAUACGUAAAUACAUUAAUUUUAAACAAUUUUGUUUUCAUGUGUAUAAAAAUAAGGAUUCAUUGUCAACUGUCUGUGCCUUAUUUUCGGAACAAUGUAGCAACAAUAUUUAUUUUUGUAACAGCUUUGUUGUGUCCUGUAGUUUUAAGUAACUAUGCAUAAUUAUAACAUUAGAAGUAUUUCUAUUUAAAUGUAUGUACCUUAUUUGUACGUAGGUAUGAUAUUGUAAAUGAGCUUCCCAAUGUUUCAGUUCUAAGAAUCAUUUGGGAGCAAACGUCAAUCGAUUAAUACACAAUUUUAAUUUUCAACCUCUAAACUAACCUUAGUUAAAUACGCCAUUACCUUAAUGUUUUAUACAUGAAUGUUACACGCUGCAUUAUUUAAUUACAAUUGUGUAUUUAAUUAGAUAUCGCAAUAAAUGCAUUGUUUUACAAA